This is a messenger RNA of Oryctolagus cuniculus (rabbit), 6471 nucleotides long. RefSeq names its product potassium voltage-gated channel subfamily Q member 2 (gene KCNQ2). Gene Ontology annotation, biological process: potassium ion transmembrane transport. The record is from RefSeq and is a predicted model, not a curated record. NCBI's taxonomy places the organism in Eukaryota, Metazoa, Chordata, Mammalia, Lagomorpha, Leporidae. Gene Ontology annotation, cellular component: voltage-gated potassium channel complex; membrane. Gene Ontology annotation, molecular function: voltage-gated potassium channel activity.
UCGGCCAUGCGGCUCCGGGGCCGGGGGCCUGGGCUGGGGCGCGCGCCGCCCCCAGCGCGCCGCCCGCGCUGACCCGCUCGCCGGGCGCCGCCGGCACCAUGGUGCAAAAGUCGCGCAACGGCGGCGUCUACCCCGGCCCGGGCGGAGACAAGAAGCUCAAGGUGGGCUUCGUGGGGCUGGACCCCGGCGCGCCCGACUCCAGCCGCGACGGCGCGCUGCUCAUCGCCGGCUCCGAGGCGCCCAAGCGAGGCAGCAUCCUCAGCAAGCCGCGCGCGGGCGGCGCGGGCGCUGGGAAGCCCCCGAAGCGCAACGCCCUGUACCGCAAGCUGCAGAAUUUCCUGUACAACGUGCUGGAGCGGCCGCGCGGCUGGGCGUUCAUCUACCACGCCUACGUGUUCCUCCUGGUCUUCUCGUGCCUCGUGCUGUCCGUCUUCUCCACCAUCAAGGAGUACGAGAAGAGCUCCGAGGGCGCCCUCUACAUCCUGGAAAUCGUGACCAUCGUGGUGUUCGGCGUGGAGUACUUUGUGCGGAUCUGGGCCGCCGGCUGCUGCUGCCGGUACCGCGGCUGGAGGGGGCGGCUCAAGUUUGCCCGAAAGCCGUUCUGUGUGAUCGACAUCAUGGUGCUCGUCGCCUCCAUCGCGGUGCUGGCCGCCGGCUCCCAGGGCAACGUCUUUGCCACCUCGGCGCUGCGCAGCCUGCGGUUCCUGCAGAUCCUGCGCAUGAUCCGGAUGGACCGCAGGGGCGGCACCUGGAAGCUGCUGGGCUCCGUGGUCUACGCCCACAGCAAGGAGCUGGUCACCGCCUGGUACAUCGGCUUUCUCUGCCUGAUCCUGGCCUCGUUCCUGGUGUACCUGGCCGAGAAGGGGGAGAAUGACCACUUUGACACCUACGCGGACGCGCUCUGGUGGGGCCUGAUCACCCUGACCACCAUCGGCUACGGGGACAAGUACCCCCAGACCUGGAACGGGAGGCUCCUGGCCGCCACCUUCACCCUCAUCGGGGUCUCCUUCUUCGCGCUGCCUGCAGGCAUCCUGGGCUCCGGCUUUGCCCUGAAGGUGCAGGAGCAGCACCGGCAGAAGCACUUCGAGAAGAGGCGGAACCCGGCCGCUGGCCUGAUCCAGUCGGCCUGGAGGUUCUACGCCACCAACCUGUCACGCACGGACCUGCACUCGACCUGGCAGUACUACGAGCGCACGGUGACCGUGCCCAUGUACAGCUCGCAAGCUCAAACCUACGGGGCCUCCAGGCUCAUCCCACCGCUCAACCAGCUGGAGCUCCUGAGGAACCUGAAGAGCAAGUCUGGGCUCACCUUCAGGAAGGAGCCUCAGCCCGAGCCGUCGCCAAGCCAGAAGUUCAGUUUGAAAGAUCGUGUCUUCUCCAGCCCCCGUGGCGCGGCCGCCAAGGGGAAGGGGUCCCCCCAGGCCCAGACCGUCCGGCGCUCACCCAGUGCUGGCCAGAGCCUUGAGGACAGUCCCAGCAAAGUGCCCAAGAGCUGGAGCUUCGGGGACCGCAGCCGGGCCCGCCAGGCCUUCCGGAUCAAGGGCGCUGCCUCGAGGCAGAACUCAGAAGAAGCCAGUCUCCCCGGGGAGGACGCAGUGGACGACAACAAGAGCUGCAACUGCGAGUUUGUGACCGAGGACCUGACGCCUGGCCUCAAAGUCAGCAUCCGGGCCGUGUGCGUCAUGCGGUUCCUGGUGUCCAAGCGGAAGUUCAAGGAGAGCCUGCGGCCCUAUGACGUCAUGGACGUGAUUGAGCAGUACUCGGCCGGACACCUGGACAUGCUGUCCCGCAUCAAGAGCCUGCAGUCCAGGAUAGAUAUGAUUGUGGGUCCCCCGCCCCCUUCAACUCCCCGGCACAAGAAGUACCCCAGCAAAGGGCCCCCGGCCCCUCCGAGAGAGUCACCCCAGUACUCACCUAGAGUGGACCAGAUCGUGGGCCGGGGCCCGGCGGUCACCGACAAGGACCGCAGCAAGGGUCCGGCCGAGGCGGAGCUGCCCGAGGACCCCAGCAUGAUGGGCCGACUCGGCAAGGUGGAGAAGCAGGUGCUGUCCAUGGAGAAGAAGCUGGACUUCCUGGUCAGCGUCUACACACAGCGCAUGGGCAUUGCCCCGACCGAGACGGAAGCCUACUUCGGGGCCAAGGAGCCGGAGCCGGCGCCGCCAUACCACAGCCCGGAGGACAGCCGGCAGCAGGUGGACAAGCACGGCUGUAUCAUCAAGAUCGUGCGCUCCAGCAGCUCCGGCCACAAGAACUUCUCCGCGCCGCCCGCCCAGGCCCCGCCCUCCACCUCCUGGCAGCGCCAGGGCCACGGCUCGUCCCCCGUGGGCGACCACGGCUCCUUGGUGCGCAUCCCGCCGCCCCCCGCCCACGAGCGGUCGCUGUCAGCCUACAGUGGGGGCAACCGGGCCAGCACGGAGUUCCUGAGGCACGAGGACGCGCCGGGCGGCAGGCCGCACGAGGCCGGCCUGCGGGACAGCGACACGUCCAUCUCCAUCCCGUCCGUGGACCACGAGGAGCUGGAGCGCUCCUUCAGCGGCUUCAGCAUCUCGCAGUCCAAGGAGAACCUGGACGCGCUGGGCGGCGGCUUUGCGGCCGUGGCGCCUCGGGCCAGGGUCAGGCCCUACAUCGCCGAGGGCGAGUCGGACACAGACUCGGACCUCUGCACCCCCUGCGGGCCGCCCCCACGCUCUGCCACCGGCGAGGGCCCCUUUGGCGACGUGGGCUGGGCUGGACCCAGGAAAUGAGGCCUCCUGCGUGCCCGCCUGCCUGGCGCCGCCCUGGAGGCCGGAGCAGGGACCCUGGGAACCUCAGGGAGGCCUGGAGUGGGCGGGCGGGGGCUGUUCUCGAGUGCUUUUCCAGGAGGGGCUGGUGCCAGGACCAGGGCCCCGGUCAGCAGCAGGAGGAGAGGCCCCAGGAGCAGAGCCCAGGGCAGGGUACGGGUGAGGGGGCCUGGGUUUUAGCACUGCCGGCCGGAGGCAGCUCGGGAGGCUGUGAUGGGCGGGGGUGGUGUGGACUGCCCUGGCCCUGACCACCUGGCUAGUGUGUCCCUCAGUCCCUGACUGCCCCACGGAGGCGUGGCCGUGCCGCCGCCCUCGAACCUGCAGUGGCCGGCUGGACAGCUGCCGGUCAGCAUCUCCCCCCCACUCCCCGGGUUCUGAGGGUCUUUUCACAGGGGGCUGCCCAAAGCGCAGGACCCUCUCCUGGAGUGGAGGCAGGGGUGAGGCUUCAGGCUCUCUUGGGAGGCCCCACAUUGUGUCCUGACGGGGAGCCCCGGGAGCCGUCCUGGGGCACGAGGGCCAGCAGCACCCAGCGGCCUCUCUCUGCUGACUGCUCCGGCCAGCACCAUGAGAGGCCCAGCCAGUGAGCACUGUCCUUGGCCAGGGCCCCGCCUCGCUCAGCCCCCACUGAUGCCCUGACAUGUGUGGCCAGCGGGAGAAGCCUGCAGGUGCCAGCACUGGGGGUUGGCCAGCUCCACCCCUCCUCGCCGCUGGCUCCUAGGCUGUGACCCCCUGGUGUCUCGGGUGUUAGGGACCCCCAGGACCAGUGAGCUUUGAGGGGCAGUGUGGGCCCAGCAUGGGCGUCUGGAGCAACAUCACGGCCCUCGCUGUGUGGGCGGCCCCUGAACUCCACGGGGGGGGGGGGGACUGUGAAGUCAGCAUCGAGGGUCCCAUGUCCCCGGUGUCAGAGGCCCUGGCCACGCGGGGGUCUUUGGGGAGUCCUUGCUAGGGCCCUGCUGGGCGCCCGCCCUGUGCUGGCUGUGGGGACGAGGCCCUGGCUGGAUGCUGCUGCCCACUCAGGCCCACACGUCCACUCUGCUCUCGGGUUCCGGUAGUGCUGAGAGCAGUCCCCUGGUGGGACAGCGUGAGGGGCUGCCCCCCUGGACAGGGUCGAGACUGGGGCCCAAGCCAGGGAGACUCCAGCUGGAGCCCCAGGCGGGGCCAGGAGGGCUGGCUCUGGCCGCAGCCCCCGUGCCCCCAGCUUGGCCAGUCCAGGCUCUGGGUCAUGAGCCUCUGAUGAGGCCCCACCUCCCACCCCACCCACCACGGAGGCAGCGGGGUAAGGGUGAUGGACAGGUGAGCUCCUGCUCCCGAUCCUGGCUGCCCAGCAGGUCAGGUGGGAAGGGUCUCACCUAGGUUACAGCGAGGACAGAGGCUGGAUGGGCGUGUCCUGCAUUGAGGCAGGCUUCUGUGGGCUGAUGGAGCCCCACGUCUGGGGGUGCUAAGGUGGGAGCCCCUCCAAGGGCCCUGGCCCUGGCCUGAACAGCACAGCUGUGGGCGUCCUGGCCCUGCCUUCAGGAGGGCAGUAGCCACCAGGGGUCUUUGUGCAACUGUGGGCAGAGGUUUUCCAGGAUGAGAUGUUUGCCAGAGCAUGCAUCCCCACAUGUCCACCAGCACACAUGUGCUCACAUGGCCGCACACGUGCACACAUGCAUGCUCACAGACGUGUGCACGGUCCACUCAUGGCUGCAUACAUGCACACACCCACACACGUGUGCACACAGCACGCACUAUUCCACGUGUGUGCACACAGCUGCAUAUGUGCACAUUCAUGCUCAGACAUGGGCACAGCCCACUCACAGCUGCACACAUGUACACACACUCAUACAUGUGUGCAACACAGUCCACACAGCACACACACAAUGACACACUCACAAGUGCACACGGCUGCAUAUGUGCACAGUGCCAAUCCAGCCACACACAUGGACACGUGAGCCCCCCACAAUCCUGGCUUCAGCUGCCCUCUGAUUUCCUGCCUCCGCUCUGCCGUUUAACCCUGGAAUAAACGACUUCAGGAGUCACAGGUGUUUCUAUGUCGAGGCGUGGGCUGGGUGCCUGCUGUCUAGGGCACCCAUGCAGGCUGCACACUGCCCUCUCCCUCUGCUGGGACACGGCUGGGACCCGGAUGGUCCCCUGUCUGGGUGGGUGUCCAGCUUUGCCCUGGGGGAGCCUCCCAGGCCCUGCCCCAGGCGGGGGCACCGUCUGCCCUUGGCUUUUCCUGACCCAGUGCCUGCCAGGCCCUUGCUCCUGUCACAUGGUGGUCAGUGCAGGGCAGGUGGCCAAGGGCCCCUCCCUGGGAGGCCAGGGCAGCCCUCGCCCAGCCCACUGAGGCCCCGUGUAGGCUGCUGCCCAGAGGCAUCCCUGGCCAGCAGCUCCCGGUUCUUGGUGCGUUUGCUUCAGAGAUGGUCUCCCCUUGCUGCUCUGGAGGCCCGGGGGGGGAGGGGGGGCCCAGAGACCCCAUCGGAAGCCCCUGAGCUGUUUCCGGGAGCUCCCCAGAGCUGGUGGCGGCGGCUGCAGGGCAGGGCUGCGGGUGUCAUCCCUGGGCUCCUGCUGAAGACUGGCCUCCUCCACAUCACCCCAGCCCUUGACCCCAGUGUUGAGGGGCCCAGGCCAGGCAGGCAGACCCUGUGGGGACAGCCGUGCCUCCCAGCAGGGGGUGAGUCCUGGCCAUAGCGCUGCUGGCACCCUGGCUCAGGACCCUCGCCUGGAUGCAGUCAGCCACCCUGGGCCGUGGUGUGGAGGCUGCAUGUGUGGGAAGCACCUUGGGUGUGGGGUUCUAAGGGCCUCGUAGGGGCUGCAGGCCAGAAUCACUGCCCAGGGUGGCUCUGUCCAGCUAGGGCCAGCUGCUGGUCAGCCCAGUGCUCGGGAGGAGGAGAAAAACCAGAGAGGGCUUCCUGGGGAGGUGGAGCGGUGGCGUUGGGGGCCCCUCUCCCCUCUGAGAGCCUCAAGGAGCCAGGUGCCUGGUGUGGGGCAGGGGCCACCUUCGCUGAGGCUCGCUGUGCUGUGGGGGUGCGGGGGGGCAGCCCUGGGGGGACACAGCUGGAGGGAGAGGUGUGGGGCUGGGUGACCCAGGGCUGAGUCCAGCCAGUGGCCCUGCCCUGAGUCAGGUCCAGCACGGAGGGGCUGUGCCUGGCUCCGGCCGCCAAGCACCCGGCUCCCAGUGGGCCUCGCAAGUUGGUGCCUUAACGCACACGGACAGAACUCCGGAAGCUUCCGCCACACAUGGACCCCCAGCUCCGCCUCCAGGUGGGCCCCCUCCAGCCCAUGCAGAAGCCUCAGAGCCCCCCCCCCCCCCAUGCCGCCUGCCUGCUUGGAGCCCGCUCGGCGCUCAGGCUGCCCCCACGCCUCAUUGCCUGGUGCCCGUGGUGGUGGCUGCUGCUGCCCCGGACGCCGUGGCCUUGCUGUCUUUGCACUUAGUCCUUGCUCCAAAGAUUCUCCACAACCUGCCUUCAGCGCCGCCGGCUGCGUGGCCCCACCCCACGCCACAGCCCGUGCACGCCCCUGCUCUGGGCAUUGAUGCCAGGGACAGACCUCUGGUGCAGCUGAGAGACCGUCUUGCUGGACACGGAUGGGCUGACCAAGGGCUGCCCGGAGUGAACCUGGGAGGGGGCUGUGGAGGCAGAAUGUUCUGGAAAGCCCAAGGUGGACGCCCAUGCACCUGUGCACUUAGUAAAAUGCAGCAAUUCAACCUGGA